Molecule: messenger RNA, 750 nt
Organism: Paramecium pentaurelia
Lineage: Eukaryota; Ciliophora; Oligohymenophorea; Peniculida; Parameciidae
Source: the annotation of a GenBank genome assembly
AUGGGAAAUGAAUGUAAACAAUGCACACAAGAUGUUCAAUCUAUAGAUUUUCAAUCAUAACAUAAUAUCAUAACAUAAUCUAACUAAUAUAGUUUUGGAAUGAAUUGUGUUGAUCAUGAUAUUAAUUUUGAGUUCUCCAGCAUUGAUAAUCCUACUGUUCCAUAAUUUGGACUUGAAUCAUUAAAAAUUAAAGCUGAUCUUCUCCCUCCUCAAGCUUUAAAAGUGUCUUUUGAAGAUUCAAAUAUUUCUUUGUUAGACCUUGAAGAAACAAUAGAAUAAUAGGUUAAUUAAGAAAUUAAUUGUACUAAAUUGCUCUCAAGGUUUUAAAGUCAAGAGGAGAAUUCAAUAGUUUAGUAAAAAAUCAAAAUGAAAUAGAUAACUGGAAGUAAUUUGACAACUUCUUCAGAAGUAUAACUUCAAUAAUUAUAACCAUCUUAAAGAUCCAUUUAGAAAUAAAGACAAUUAUUAUGGGAUUCCAGAACUGUAAAUAAGGAAUUAAAAUAAAGGAAAAAAGCACACUUAAAUUCAAUGACUUAAUUUGAAUAAAUUGAUUAUUAGGGUUCUGCUAGGAAAGAAAAAAGUAUGACUCACUUACCAUAAGAAUUAAAUAAGAAAAAAGAUAAUAAUUAGAUUAAGUAAAGUGAAUAAAAAAUACAAAAUCUAAAUUCAACAAUAUAGGAUGAGUUUCUUUAUAAGUAAAUUAAUUAUCAAUAAAAAAUGUAAUAAAAGAAAUUUCUAAAAUAUGAGUGA